Messenger RNA from Paramecium pentaurelia, 1210 nucleotides. The record is from the annotation of a GenBank genome assembly. Lineage: Eukaryota; Ciliophora; Oligohymenophorea; Peniculida; Parameciidae.
AUGAGAAAAAAUGAAUUUAUGAAUGAUGAAAUUAGAAAGCAUUGGUUUGCUAAUUGUAGAUCAAUUUAAGAAUUUGAAAGAUUAGAUAAACUUGGUGAAGGAACGUAAUAAAAAUUAUUGAUUUUUAAAUAAGUUAUGGCACAGUAUAUGCUGCAAAAGAUAAAAAGAAAAAUUAAGUUGUUGCUAUCAAAAAAGUUAAAAUUCAUGAUAGCAAUGAAGGAUUUCCAAUAACAUGUUUAAGAGAAAUCAAAAUAUUAUAAAGAUUAUCAGCACAUCCAAAUGUUGUAAAUUUAUUAGUAAAUUAUUGAUUCAUAAUUAGGAAGUAGCUGUGGGACCAAUUAAAGAUAGUAUUCAUCUAGUAUUUGAAUAUUGUGCUAUAGACUUAGCUAUUUUAGUAGAUAAUAUGUUUAUAGGUACAAUUUAAUAUAUCAAUAGAUAAUUAUUCCUUUCGUGAAAAUGAGAUUAAAUGUAUAGUACUUUAACUUUUAAAUGGACUAGCCUAUAUCAAUUCCAAUUUCAUUUUACAUAGAGAUAUUAAAUUAUCUAAUCUCUUAUUGACCAAUGAUGGAAUUGUUAAAAUUGCAGAUUUUGGAUUAGCAAGAGAAUAUGGUAAUCAAUAUUUACAAAUCUCAGAAAUUCCAUAAAAAAAGUAUACAAAUCCAGUUGUCACUCUUUGGUAUAGAGCUCCUGAACUUCUAUGUCAGAUGAAUAACUAUAAUACUGCAAUUGAUAUAUGGUCAGUUGGUUGUGUAUUUGCUGAAUUAAUCAAUCGAGGAUUUCCAAUUCUUUAGGUUAUUUCUAUUUAUAUUUAAUAGGGUAAAUCUGAAAUUCAUCAAUUACAAUUAAUGUGUGAAAUGUUAGGAUAUCCAACUGCUUCUGUUUGGCCAGACUUACAUAAAAAUGGGAAUAAAUAAAUCUUAAAAGAAUUAGAGAAGUUUUAACAUUGUCGACCAAAUUUAUAAAAUGUUAUUAAGGAUGCAUCUCCUUAAGCUCUAGAAUUAAUAUCAAGAAUGUUAACAUGGGAUCCAGAAGUAAAUUAUUUUAUAAAUAAAUAUAGAAACGCAUAGGAGUUAUGGAAAGUUUAUUACAUGAAUAUUUCUAUACCAAUCCAAGGCCAUCUAUGCCUGAAGAAUUAUCUAUUUUAAGACAAUUAGAUUAAUUUAAAAAAAAGAAUGCUGAUAAAGCUGAAAAAAAAUUAAAAAUAAAAUGA